AUGUCCUUUGAUCCUCACAAUGUCGACUUGGAUACAGCAGAUGCCGCUGAAAUUGUUUGUUACCUUAACGCCGAGGGGAACGAAUACAACGGCCAACUAGGCGCGCGCAUUUCCGCCAUCUUUGUGAUUCUCAUUGUCUCCUCAGCAGCGACCUUCUUCCCUGUGCUCGCACAACGUGCACCACGCCUUCGUAUCCCGAUAUACGUGUAUCUCUUUGCAAAGUACUUUGGAGCUGGCGUGAUUAUCGCAACAGCCUUCAUCCACCUCCUCGAUCCCGCAUAUGAUGAGAUCGGUGGCAACUCCUGCGUCGGAUUGAGCGGCCACUGGGCAGACUACUCGUGGUGUCCAGCAAUCGUAUUGACAUCGCUGAUGGUCGUCUUCCUCAUGGACUUUGGAGCCGAGCGCUGGGUCGAGAUAAAGUAUGGCAUCUGUCGCGAAGACCCAGAGCCAAUGAUGGCGAGCGGAGGUGAAGUAAGGCGUGUGGACUCGCGUCCUUCUGCACGCCACUCGGCCGACAAGCAAGUCAAGGAAAUCGAGUCGCAGACUCAGGAGCUAGCAAUUGAGCGCUCGGUCAAGCAACAAAUUGCCGCUCUGUUGAUCCUGGAGUUUGGUGUUAUCUUCCAUUCUGUCAUUAUUGGUCUCAAUCUUGGUGUUGCGGGUGACGAGUUUGCUACGCUAUACCCUGUUCUGGUCUUCCAUCAAUCGUUUGAAGGGCUUGGUAUUGGGGCGCGCAUGUCGAGUAUCCCAUUUAAAAAGGGGAGCUGGUUGCCUUGGUUCUUGUGUGCUGCUUAUGGACUGACGACCCCGAUUGCCAUUGCUAUUGGCCUUGGCUUGCGCACGACUUACAACCCUGGGUCUUUCACUGCAAACGUUGUCUCCGGUGUGCUGGACUCUAUCUCGGCUGGGAUCUUGCUAUACACUGGACUUGUUGAACUGCUUGCUCGUGAUUUCUUGUUUGAUCCUCACCGCACUCAGGAUAACAAGAGGUUGGCUUUCAUGGUCCUGACUAUGAUCCUUGGUGCUGGUAUCAUGGCUUUGCUCGGAAAAUGGGCUUGA
Molecule: messenger RNA, 1056 nt
Organism: Penicillium coprophilum
Lineage: Eukaryota; Fungi; Ascomycota; Eurotiomycetes; Eurotiales; Aspergillaceae
Gene: zrfA
Product: high-affinity Zn(2+) transporter ZRT1
Exons: 1
Coding region: 1-1056 (351 amino acids)
Biological process (GO): zinc ion import across plasma membrane
Cellular component (GO): plasma membrane
Molecular function (GO): high-affinity zinc transmembrane transporter activity
Source: RefSeq, a predicted model, not a curated record